This is a messenger RNA of Vicia villosa (hairy vetch), 462 nucleotides long. RefSeq lists its product as uncharacterized. Lineage: Eukaryota; Viridiplantae; Streptophyta; Magnoliopsida; Fabales; Fabaceae. Gene Ontology annotation, molecular function: RNA-DNA hybrid ribonuclease activity; nucleic acid binding. The transcript has a single exon. The record is from RefSeq and is a predicted model, not a curated record. The coding region runs from base 1 to 462 and encodes 153 amino acids.
AUGAAUGACAUGGUGAAGAUUAAUACGGAUGGGGCUAUCAAAAAUAAUAGGCAAGCUGGGUGUGGUGGAAUCAUUUGGGAUGGAAAGAGAAAUAGGUUGGGUGGCUUCUCCAGGUAUUUGGGAAAUUGCAAGGCGUUCGUGGAAGAAUUAUGGGGAGUCUUAAAAGGGAGAAAACUUGCUAGAACUCUUGGGAUGAGAAAGGUGGAAAUUAAUGUUGGUUCUCAGUUAGUGGUUGUAGCUCUGGAGAUCGGGAAGUCUAAUAAUGUGAGUGGUUUGUCUUUGAUCAAAAGAAUUUGUGAGCUCAUGGAGGACUUCAAUAGCUGUUUAGUUUCUCAUGUGUAUAGAGAGACAAAUGUUUGUGUUGAUGUGCUUGCUAAUGCGGCUUGUGCUCUUAAGCAUUAUUGUAUUUAUAGAUAUACUCUUGAUUAUAUGAAGGAGUUUGUAUUAACUUAUUCGAAUUAG